CUCAUUCACACACUUCAUUCAUUCUCAUUCACUCACACACCCCUAUCUAUCUACCACCUUCCAUUUCUUGCUUCAAUGGCAUUUGUUAAUGUCAUCAUAAACAUGUUUGCAUUGUUGGUUGUGGUAGUACUUAGUUUGUGGAGUGGUGUUGGAGCUGAGCCACAAGUUCCUUGUUACUUCAUUUUUGGUGAUUCUUUGGUUGAUAAUGGUAACAACAAUGAACUAAACUCUUUGGCUAGAGCUGAUUACCUUCCUUAUGGAAUUGAUUUCCCUGCUGGACCUUCUGGUAGGUUUUCCAAUGGGAAAACUACUGUUGAUGAAAUUGCUGCACUACUGGGAUUCGAUGAUUACAUUCCUUCCUAUGCAUCAGCUAGUGAUGAUGCCAUACUCAAAGGAGUAAAUUAUGCUUCUGCAGCUGCUGGAAUUAGAGAGGAAACCGGACGGCAACUGGGAAGCCGGAUUACUUUUAGUGGCCAAGUGCAAAAUUACCAAAACACUGUGUCACAAGUUGUAAAUUUACUAGGAACUGAGGAUCAAGCUUCAAAUUACUUGAACAAGUGUAUUUAUUCAAUUGGAUUAGGUAGCAAUGAUUACUUGAACAACUAUUUCAUGCCUCAAUUCUAUGACACAGGCAGUCAGUAUACACCAGAAGAGUAUGCUGAUGAUCUUAUUCAAUCAUAUACUGAACAACUUAGAACUCUUUAUAGUUAUGGAGCAAGGAAAAUGGUACUAUUUGGGAUUGGUCAAAUUGGAUGCAGCCCAAAUGAAUUGGCCAUGAGAAGCCCAGAUGGUGUAACAUGUGUGGAGACUAUCAAUUCAGCAAACCAAAUUUUCAACAGCAAACUCAAAGGUGUUGUUGAUCAAUUUAACAAUCAGCUUCCUGAUGCAAAACUUAUCUACAUAAAUUCUUAUGGUAUUUUCCAAGAUAUUAUAAGCAACCCUACAGCUUAUGGUUUUACCAAUACAAACAGUGGAUGCUGUGGAGUAGGAAGGAACAAUGGUCAAAUAACAUGUCUACCAAUGCAAACACCAUGUGACAACAGAAGAGAGUAUUUGUUUUGGGAUGCUUUUCAUCCAACUGAAGCUGGAAAUGUUGUUGUUGCUCAAAGAGCUUACAAUGCUCAAUCUCCAUCAGAUGCUUAUCCUACCGAUAUUAGCCGCUUAGCUCAGAUGUGAUCUAUGAACAUGGUCUUGCCAGUAGCAAAUUAAAUUCUGUCACUACCAUAGUUAAUGUUCUUGGAGUGUGUUGUUUCAUUUGAAGAAUUAAGAAUUUUAAAUGUUCUUUGACUUCUAUCUUUGUUGUUACAUAUUCAUAUGCUAAGUGUUCAUAAAUGUCUUCACAAAAGACUAUGUUGGCUUAUCAA
Messenger RNA from Trifolium pratense (red clover), 1364 nucleotides. Its product is annotated as GDSL esterase/lipase At5g45670-like. Bases 76 to 1176 code for a protein of 366 amino acids. NCBI's taxonomy places the organism in Eukaryota, Viridiplantae, Streptophyta, Magnoliopsida, Fabales, Fabaceae. Gene Ontology annotation, molecular function: hydrolase activity, acting on ester bonds. The transcript is spliced from 5 exons. The record is from RefSeq and is a predicted model, not a curated record.